Molecule: messenger RNA, 690 nt
Organism: Papaver somniferum (opium poppy)
Lineage: Eukaryota; Viridiplantae; Streptophyta; Magnoliopsida; Ranunculales; Papaveraceae
Exons: 2
Coding region: 52-438 (128 amino acids)
Source: RefSeq, a predicted model, not a curated record
UAGAGGAGAGCAGCUGAAAGAAAACAAGAAGAAGAAAAGACUGAGAGGAAAAUGGCGACUGAGAAAAUGGGGAUCAAGAUCGAAACUAACCCUGAUGAAACCAAACUCACUAGCCUUGGUGUAAGAUCUUGGCCCAAGUGGGAAGGUCCCCCAAGCACAUUUCCAUGGACGUUUACUUCAAAUGAAACGUGUUACCUGUUGAAAGGGAAAGUGAAAGUUACUCCUGAUGGUUACAAUGACUUUGUUGAGAUCGGUGCUGGUGAUUUAGUCGUGUUCCCCAAAGGAAUGAAGUGCACUUGGGAAAUUUCAGAAGCUGUUGACAAGCACUACAACAUGUUUUUGUUAUCUUUAUUACUGUUUGUUUCAUUGAUUUUGUUGAUUUUGUCAGGUGGGGAUGUCCUCCAAGCAAAUUCCCAUGGACAUAAAAGUGAAAGGUAAAGUAAAAGUGAUUCCUGAUGGUGAGAACGACUAUGUGGAGUUUGGUGCUGGUGAUUUAGUGGAAUUUCCACAAGGAUUGAAGUGUACAUGGGAUGUGACAGAAACUGUAGACAAGCACAACAGAUUUGAAUGAUAAAAUUAAUCUUUCCGUGUAUUCUUCCUCAUAAAUCUUUCUUCUCUUCCAGUAUAACAACGUAUGUACACGUAUAAUGUUGAGAAAACAGUCUCUACUCUAACCUGUAGUCAAUAAGC